Culex pipiens pallens (northern house mosquito) is the source of this 6934-nucleotide messenger RNA. RefSeq names its product cAMP-specific 3',5'-cyclic phosphodiesterase-like. Gene Ontology annotation, cellular component: cytosol; perinuclear region of cytoplasm; nucleus. The coding region runs from base 683 to 3283 and encodes 866 amino acids. The record is from RefSeq and is a predicted model, not a curated record. Lineage: Eukaryota; Metazoa; Arthropoda; Insecta; Diptera; Culicidae. The transcript is spliced from 12 exons. Gene Ontology annotation, biological process: signal transduction. Gene Ontology annotation, molecular function: 3',5'-cyclic-AMP phosphodiesterase activity.
CGCGUGGCCACGGUCAGCAGUGGCACUAUCCUCUGCCUCUAAGACACCCCAGAGUCAGUGUGUUGUUCGGCUCGCGGUACCGCGCACCGUCAAAUAUUUUUCAUCUUAUUCAAGGUUCUCGGUAGCAACGUUUCUCUCUCCCCGUGAAAAAAGAUCAAUGAUUUUUAUUUUUUGCUUUCUUUCUAUAAUGCUGUGUUUUUAAUAUGAAAUAUGUGUUUUUUUGUGUGUCCCCAUGGUUCGUGGAAUUUUCUUUUGCUCAGCAGUCGUAUUCCCUUGACGUCGUGACGUGUUUUUCGACGGAAUAAAAUUUAUCGUGGGAAGAUUUUUUUUAUAAAUGGUGCUCGAAAAAAUGAACUGGAUCAUGAAGAAAUACCAAUGGAAGGUGUUUAUUAACGAAGAAUGACGGAAAGUUGAAUGAACGCCAGUCCUUGUGGGAAUGUGAUUUCAUAUUCGAGGAAAAUUGCUGAGUUGUUGAAAAAAGGGAUCAAAGUUGAUUGAAAAUUUGUCACAGAGUACUUGAUUGUGGGUUGAGUUUGAUACGAAGAAAAGAAUUGCGUUUAUUCUAAUUGCUGAAUCCCGGUGACAAAGCAAAUAAACGAAAACGUUUUGCCUUUUUUAUUUCGUGCCUACGGAAAGUUUUCCCACUAAAUAACGCUUGACCUCCGCUGUGAAUCAAAUCAGUAUGGAGGAGGACGACGAUAAAGUGUGCCCAUUGGGUGGGUUCAUUAAGCAACAGCAAAUUAGAACCAAGCUCGAGCACCAACAGCAGCAAAAACAAAUCCAAAACAUAGCAGCCCUGGAAGCAGCCGAAUCGAUCCGACCGACUCAGCUCGUAUCCAACGCCUUCUCCGAUGUCGAACUGAAAUCCGACCAACUGAUGGAAAACGUUCGACUUUAUGGAAAUUUUGCAGCAGCAACAAGUGUGAAUAGAAACGCAAGCGUACAAUCACUUCAAUCGGUACUGACUUCGUCAUCUGCGUCGUCGAUGUCCUCGGCGGUAUCCUCGAGCAGCAAGACCAAGUUCCACAGUUUUCUGCAGAGCAGCGCCGCGGCAACGACGCAACAUAGUCUUUCAUCAAACUUUUCCAGUUUGGGAACUUCUGCUUCUGCUUCCGAUUUCCACCAGGCCCUAGUCGCUUCGGCUACGAAGUCCUCGCUAGCAAGCUCUGUGUCUACAGCGUCUCUGCCGGUGACCGGAUCUCAGCUUGUUAUAUCGCCGAGUUUUGGCAAAAUGCUUGGUGAAAUGGAGGCAAAUAGCGAGUUCAAAAUGAAGAAAAGUCUCCAAAUGAAUCGCAAAAUAUCCAUCCUAAGUCCCGGCCACUUGAGCAUCCGAAGUGAACAGUCCAAAGAAGAACGAACAUCUUGUUACAUAAACGCUGAAAUGUUGGACUUCGAUGUCGAAAAUGGCCAAGGUUCACGUUCACCGCUGGAAGGUGGAUCACCAGCAGCCGCCGCUGCCGCCGGUUUGGUACUGCAGAAUCUACCUCAACGAAGGGAAUCUUUCCUGUAUCGGUCCGAUUCGGAUUUCGAGAUGUCGCCGAAGUCGAUGUCUCGAAACUCCAGCAUCGCCAGCGAAAGAACUGAUAAAUUUUCUAGACUCAAAGAAGUGGAGGCGCCAACGAUCACUAGUACAGAAAGGACACAUAUGGAAGAUCUCAUCGUUACACCAUUUGCGCAAAUUCUGGCAAGCCUACGUUCGGUACGAUCGAACCUCUACAGCUUGACAAAUGUUACGCCGCCCAAAUCAAAACGAAACAAUGUUCAAGUGACACCAAUCCCGAAGGCACACACUCCCGGGGACGAGUCGUAUGUGAAGCUGGCUUUGGAUACGGUCGACGAGCUGGAUUGGUGUCUGGAUCAGCUCGAGACGGUGCAGACGCAUCGCAGUGUUUCCGACAUGGCAUCCCUGAAGUUCAAACGGAUGCUCAACAAAGAAUUGUCACAUCUUAGCGAAUCAAGCAAAUCCGGCAACCAAAUCUCCGAGUAUAUUUGUUCAACGUUUUUAGACAAACAGCAAGAGGUGGACAUACCGUACAGCAGAGACGAUACCGACGUGCUAAACCCUGCCUCUCUCAACCGGAGCCGGUCGCCGCGCAGCAUGGGCGAGCGGAUGUCGCAGAUAUCGGGCUUUAAGCGGCCACUGAUGCACACCAACUCUUUCACCAGCGAUCGUUUGCCAAUGUACGGCGUGGACACGCCCCACGAGAGCCAGCUGGGACAGGUUCUCAACAUUGUGGACACGUGGGGCAUCGAUAUCUUCAAAAUCGAAACUCUAAGCAACAAUCGACCGCUGACCUGUAUAGCUUUUGCUAUCUUUCAGGACAGGGACAUCUUGAACACUCUUAUGAUACCAUCCAAAGUUUUUCUAGCGUUUAUGACAACCUUAGAGGAUCAUUAUGUUAAGGACAACCCAUUUCACAACUCUCUGCACGCGGCGGAUGUGGCCCAGAGCACGCACGUUCUGCUGAACACGCCGGCCCUGGAGAAUGUUUUUACUCCGCUAGAGAUCUGCGCAGCGCUGUUUGCUGCUUGUAUCCACGAUGUUGAUCAUCCUGGUUUAACCAAUCAGUUUUUAAUUAAUUCGAGUUCAGAACUAGCAAUUAUGUACAAUGACGAAUCCGUACUAGAAAAUCAUCAUUUAGCAGUUGCAUUUAAACUCUUGCAAAAUGAGGAGUGCGACAUACUACGCAAUGUACAGAAAAAGCAGCGUCAAACAUUUCGAAAGAUGGUUAUUGAUAUGGUGCUAUCAACGGACAUGUCAAAGCAUAUGACCCUACUGGCUGAUCUGAAAACGAUGGUCGAAACUAAGAAAGUCGCCGGCUCUGGAGUGCUGCUGCUGGAUAACUACACCGAUAGGAUACAGGUUUUGGAGAACUUGGUACACUGCGCCGAUCUGAGCAAUCCCACCAAACCGUUACCGUUGUACAAAAAAUGGGUCUCACUGCUGAUGGAGGAGUUUUUCCAGCAGGGCGACAAGGAGCGGGCAGCCGGCAUGGACAUCAGUCCGAUGUGCGACCGCCACAAUGCGACAAUCGAGAAAUCGCAGGUCGGCUUUAUCGAUUACAUUGUGCACCCGCUGUGGGAAACCUGGGGAGACCUGGUGCAUCCGGACGCCCAGGACAUCCUGGACACGCUGGAGGAGAACCGCGACUACUACCAGAGCUUAAUACCGCCGUCACCGCCCGCGCUCGACGACCCCGAGGAAAAGAUUCGCUUCCAGAUGACGUUAGAGGAGGAAAGCGCUUCAGAGAACGACGAGCCGAAUCGCGAAGAGAAAUCCUAAAGGAUAAACUCGCAUUCACGCAUUCAAGCCCACUUCCCAUAAAUUAUAAAAAAAAUACAAAGAAAUCAUAAAAUCAACUCCCAUUCGCACAUACACAAGCAUGAGCGCAAACGCUACAACAGAAGCAAGCAAAUUAAUCAUAUACUCAUUCGUAACUUAGCAACAACAAAAGAAAAAAAGGAAGAAACAAUUGUUUGUUUGAUACAGUGUUCGCCGGUGCCGGAAAUCGCAAUAGCAAAGCAAAUGAACGGGCCUUUUAGUAAGAGGGUAAAAAAAGAAAGGGAGAGGACAUACAUUCAUAUUUCACACACCCACAAACACACACACACACAUACAAACAAACAAAAACACACACACCCACACGCGUACGGGCAGGCUCCCUGCGUUUAAUAUUAUACAUAAAGAGAGAAUUUGUAAUUUGUUAAUAAUUUAUUAGUUGAGCAACUUUUGUGAAGGAGCAGAUUUGUACGAUGAGUUACAAUAAGUUUUUUAUAUAUUCUGAGCUGUAUAUGUUGAAGUUGAAGAAAUGAAAAAAAGAAAUACCUACACACCACACGAAUAGCAAAGUUGUAUCCAAACCAAAAACAUAAUUUUAAAUUGUAGUUUGUAAGCUGGGUAAACGAUCUGCAGGAGUUUGAACCAAAAAAAAAGAGAAAACAUCGGAUCGCCCAAAUGUUUAGAAGAAAUUUUUAUUUUUGUUACACCUUGUUGUUCCAAAUUCGAACUAAAUCGUUGUGUAAAAAAAUCCUGAUACCACGUGGCAUGUUUUCGGCAUUAUUUCCCGGAUAUAUUUGUACCCACACUCGCACACGCUGUGUAUUCAAAGAGACAGCAUCCUUGAGGCGAGAGCACACGCGCGGUGACAGAGAAAGCGGAAAUCGUACUGAAGCAUACGUUGCUCGAACAAUGGGGAAAGAAAAUGUGAGGAAGCACGAAGGCUACACACCUGAUAUUAUAUAGUAAAAAACCCGGACGAGGGAGGAAACUUACAACAAAACAAACAAAAAAAACUAUUCUAGCGCAUAAGUAGUUAUUAAAUAGAAGCAAUAUCAGAGCGAAGAAAAUUAACAAAAGAAAACAAAAUACGAAAGAAGUCUAAAGAGUUCAAGGAACGAGAUCUCUCGCGAGCAAGGUGCAACCCCCGCGCUGAUGUUCAGUUAAGUCAUUCGAAUCUGCGUGCUGUUUUGUCUCAGUUUCAUCUUGCAAGCUAACGCAAAACAAAGAGAAACCCUGACCCGACCCACCCCAAAAAAACAAAUUUUGGCAGUUUAGCACACACUCUGACACAUGCAUAGAUAGAGCGGUGAUACAAGUUUGGAUAAGAAAACAAAAAGUUAAAUUAAGGAAAAACAAGCUUUGAUUGUAUUAAAAUAUUCCGUAAAUAUUAGAAUUGCAAAAAGUGAUUUUAUUUCAAAUGAUAUUGAUGAACUGUAUUCUACGGUCAGCUCCUUACUGGAACGGCGAAAUUUUUAUACAAAUCCCCCUUAUCCUCGUGCUUGGGAGUUAAGGUGUUAAAGCCUAUAAGAGCAAUGUCGUACUGGCAGUGUUUUAAAUGAGUGAUAGAAAAAAACUAUCAUUUGAUGAUUCCUGCGCCAAAAUAUCAGAGGGUAUAGUGACCGUACCUAUAGCUUGCAAAUUCUCUUUUUUUUUUGCCAGAGAGCAUUCUCUUUCUAUCAAUCCUUCUCUUUUCCUCGUACACGCUGUUGUUUUCUCAGAAAACCGAAAUGAAAGAACGUGAGGGUUUGGGAACCAACGCGAGGGAUUGGGAACAAACGCGAGGGAUUGGGAACCAACGCGAGGGAUUGGGAACCAAAACUGCGUUGGAAAAAUAGGAAAUCAAACGUCAAAAUUACCCCCCACUAGAGGGCGCUGAAACUUGGGGUGAUGUUUUCAUUAUGAUCUACAGCGAGUAAUUUGGUUUGAAGUUUGAAAUUGUUUUAUUUCAUCAUAAAAUCGACAUUUAUAGCAAAUUAUACCAUUUUCAGGUAAGAAAUAAAUAGCUUAAUUGAUAUAAACAAAAAUAUUUUUGUGAUGGCCGAUUUAGACUGUUCAUUAUCUGAUUCAAAAAAAGGGAAUGUUUUAAUCAACCAAAACCUAACUAAUCAAUUGAGAAUGUAGAUUAUUCAAGUGGACAAACAUUUCUUAAAGUCACUUCUACCAUAAAAGCAAAGCUCUGCUUGAAAAUGGUAUUUGGAAUGAUUUUCAAAAUUAACAAUCUAACCUCAUUCUCGCGUGUUCAAUCCGGAUCUCAGAAUUUUCAAUGAAAAAGGCAACUUAGCAAAAAAAAGUCAAUCGAUAGAACUUUUUAUUUCUUACCUCCUGUCAACUUUAUUUUACUCCAAAAGAUGAAUUUUCUUUUAAAAAACCUUAAAAUAGUUUUUACUUUUACAAGGUUACGUUUACGUUUUUGCGCGAUAAGUGCAAAGGCGAGUGAAAACUAUUUUAAUGUUUUUAAAAAGAAAAUUGAUCUUUUGGAAUAAAAUAAAGUUAACAGGUGGUAAGAAAUAAAAAGUUCUAUCGAUUGACUUUUUGAUUUUUUUGCUAAGUUGCCUUUUUCAUUGAAAAUUCUGAGAUCCGGAUUGAAAACGCGAGAAUGAGGUUAGAUUGCAAAUUUUGAAAAUCAUUCCAAUUACCAUUUUUCAAGCAGAGCUUUGCUUUUAUGAUAGAAGUGACUUUAAAAAAUAUUUGUUCACUUGAAUAAUCUACAUUCUCAAUUGAUUAGUUAGGUUUUGGUUGAUUCAAACAUUCCCUUAUUUUGAAUCAGAUAAUGAACAGGUUAAAUCGGCCAUCACAAAAAUAUUGUCGUUUAUAUCAAUUAAGCUAUUUAUUUCUCACCUAAAAAUGGUAUAAUUUGCUAUAAAUGUCGAUUUUAUGAUGAAAUAAAACAAUUUCAAAUUUAAAACCAACUUACUCGCUAUAGGUUAUAAUGAAAACAUCACCCCAAGUUUCAGCGCCCUCUAGUGGGGGGUAAUUAUGACGUUUGAUUGCCUAUUGAUUUUGUGGUGGCUUUUGUGGCUACGCUCUGUUGCGGGGGAGUGAGAGAGAAAAAAAAAUGUCACACGGAAUUGUGUAAACUAGAGGUGGGCAAAAAAAGAGCGAGCCGCUCAAAGAGCCGGUUCACUGAAAAGAGCAAACGAACCGUGGCUCACAAAAAAAGAACCGUGGUUCUUUUUUAAAUUCCGGUCUUUUGAAAGAACCGUUCAAGAUGGCAUGAUUUAUUAUAUAAAUAUAGUUUAUUGAAUUUAAAAAAAAAUGUUUUAUUAAAUUUGUUUUUGAGAAUUGAAAAUGCAAUGCAAUAUUUCAAUGCUUAUAAAAAUUAAUACCAAAAGUAAAUGAUUUGUUGAAAUGUUACCAAAAAUCUGCUGAAUAGUUUAGAGAUUUUGAAAAAAAAUAAAUCCUUUUGUCCGAUUAAACUUUAGCGUUUAUAGACUUUAUCGAUUGAAUCAGAAUGUAGGAAAAGUUUACAGAAUAUUUACUCGAGAUAAAAUAUCAGCAUUAUUUCAAUGCAUGCAGGAAUAAAUACAAUUUUAAAAUUAAUAGCAAUUUUCAGGCAUCCUAGAUUUAAGUUUGGAUGCCAUUCUAUUACUCGAAUGUUUAGGUUCGAGUAGAAAUCUUGACAUAGAGACCACCAAGACCUAUGGUUUUCAAGGG